CUUGCAGCUAGCUAGUUGCCAGUGUACUCCUAAACUGUGUAGUGAGUGGAGGAUGCAUCUUUUCCGUUUAUAUACUCACACACAGUGCUUCCGAAGUCGAAACUCAUCCGUUGGCCAUUUUCGAUAAUACCACAGCUAGUACAGUUUGAAACUUACGGGAAAGGAGGAAAACAUACUGCCUGAUUUGUAUAACUGUGACUACUGUCUUCUGAGCACUAUGGAGUCCUGUAGGAGACACACCACCCUGUUGUGGGCAGUCUGUCUGAUUUUGAGCAUCAUCUGCGUUAAUGUUCGUAUAGCAUCAGCAGAGCGGCUUGGCGAUCUGUCAGACUAUGAGUUAGCCAGCUUUGACAAUCCGGACAUUUUGGGUGAAAAUGAAAGACGUGCAUCAAAGUUCAACCAUUUCACCUUAAGUGAUCAUGGUGAUGUCUAUGUUGGAGCUGUCAAUUGGUUGUACUGGUUGAACGGUAGUUUGGGAGAGAUACAGAAUGUUACAACCUGUAAUGCCAGCAAACCGGAUAGUAUGCCCUGCCACCUUACAAACAACUACAACAAGAUACUGGUAGUUGACAGUACUCGGCCAGACAGUUUGAUAACCUGUGGUGGUGUGUAUGAUGGUAUCUGUCAGUCACGACAGUUACACAAUAUUAGUAACAUGACGAUGGAGUCUGUGACAUACGUUGCAGGGUAUGAGGAUGCAUCUACUGUUAGUGUGAUUGCUCCAGGAAGAGAUGGAAACCAAAUGCUUUAUGUAGCUGUUACAUUCACUGGUGAAAAUAAAGCCCCAACAAAUUUUCCAGCAGUCGCAAGAAGAACCCUUGCAAAUCCUUUAUUAUCAGCAACAAAUCUAUUUAAUACCGUCCCGUUUGAUCUUCCUGCCCUUCAGAUGAGGUUUGUCAUUAAGUAUUUCCUAACAUUUGCCUACCGUGGAUUCACAUACUUUGUCACCUCGCAGAAGGAAGAUUUGACGGAUUCUGCCCAGUUUGUUUCUAAGAUGAGCAGAGUCUGUCAAACUGGUCCAAACCUAGACGCAUACACAGAAAUUACCCUACAGUGCAGUGGAUCAGGGGACAGUGUGUACAGCUUGGUGCAAGCAGCUCACUUUGGACCAGCAGGACCUGAUCUAGCGGCAUCAUUGGGUCUCCAUGCAGACGAGCAGGUGCUGUAUGCUGUGUUUGCCAGGAACCAAGGAGCUCCGGGUACCAGUGAUGUACCCAUCGAUCACUCAGCAUUGUGUGUGUACAGGAUGACGGAUAUCUUGGCUGCCUUCAAAGAAGCAGUGCGGGGAUGUAUUCAGCCACCCAUGCCUCAACCUGAGCCAUACAAAGUUGACUAUUUGGCGGGUUCUUUCUGUAGUAGCUUUUCGAUUGUCCAGGAAUCUACUAUCUUCGUGUACGUCACGGAAGGCCGGGCCCGUUUCUACCCCUUCCUCUGCAAUGUUUGUUCCUCCGGAACUGAAGAAGCUUGUACAGUCGCCGAGACGAGUCAAGAAAACAAAGUCAGAAGAUCCACCUCCUCUACCUCCUCCACUACCUCCACCUCCUCAUCCCCCAAAUCCACCGGAGCCAAGAAGAAUGAAGAUGCCGUCCGCUGCAGCAGUAAAAAAGAGGCUGAAACGGUCCCAUCAGCUCACCGGUCCAAGGAGGUGGAGAGUCACGUGGCCUUCCCAAAGCCAGCGUCUCCCUACAUUGCAGCCCGGAAGAGAGCUCAACGUAGAGGGGUAACUGCGAGGAGGAUACGGAAACGGAGGCGACGGCGAAAACGCAAGGUUUGA
This is a messenger RNA of Patiria miniata (bat star), 1774 nucleotides long. Its product is annotated as plexin-B-like. Gene Ontology annotation, biological process: positive regulation of axonogenesis; negative regulation of cell adhesion; regulation of cell migration. Lineage: Eukaryota; Metazoa; Echinodermata; Asteroidea; Valvatida; Asterinidae. Gene Ontology annotation, cellular component: semaphorin receptor complex. The record is from RefSeq and is a predicted model, not a curated record. Bases 218 to 1774 code for a protein of 518 amino acids. Gene Ontology annotation, molecular function: semaphorin receptor activity; protein binding. The transcript is spliced from 4 exons.